Molecule: messenger RNA, 2321 nt
Organism: Hydra vulgaris (swiftwater hydra)
Lineage: Eukaryota; Metazoa; Cnidaria; Hydrozoa; Anthoathecata; Hydridae
Source: RefSeq, a predicted model, not a curated record
UCAAUAAUUACUUUAGUAUUUUUAUGUACAUUUUUCAUGAUUUACUUUAAUUGAUUUCUCUUUGAAAAUUAAUUAAACUUUGAAAAUCUUUUGGCGUCUAAAACUGUGCAAAUGAAGAAAAUGCAACACAAUAUACUAUAAAACUAUUCAGUUAUUAAAUAUGAGGUCAGCUUCACAUCAUAUAAUUGUAAGACAAGGUUAUAUUGAUGUUAAAAUAGUAAAGAAAUCAUCGAUAUUUUCGAAGAAUUUGAACAAGACUUAUUUGGUUUUGCGUUCUAAUCCUUUUGCCCUUGAACUAUAUGGAAAUGAAUCACUUACAGACUUGAGUAUAUCACACAAUAUUAAAUCUGUUAAUUUAGUUGAAAAAAUUAAUAGUUUAAAAUCUCAUCAGUAUGCCUUUAAAGUAGUUAUUGAAAGUGAAGAAACUGAGAAAUUUAUUUUUGGGUGUGUUAGUUCUGUUUUGCAAGAUGAAUGGAUAAAUUCUUUCUUGGAAAUAAAAAACAGUUUAAAAUAUGAAUACUUAUCAUUUGAAAAUUCUUCGCAGAUCACAGAGUCUGAUUUCAAAGACAAAAUAAAUAAUAGCAUUUUUGCUACUAGUGAUGAAAGAAAAACAACUGAUAGUAAUGUUUACAAAAAUAAAAAUUGUCAAAGUUAUUCUUUUGAAAAUGGAGUUAGUGGUUAUAUUCUUGAUAUGAAUGAUUCUAACACAUUUCGUGAUAGGUCAUUUUGUAUUGAUAAAAAGAAAAAAAGAAUGAAAAACUUAUCUUCGUCAGCUUUGGCUAUAAAUGAUACUUCGGACCAUAAACCAGUCAAGGAAAGUAAGAUAGGCCAGUUAGAGAAUAGGUUAGGAUUGGUUACUUCUGGUUUUAUGAGCACUAUAAAACAUAAGAAAGGAUUACCUGUUGUUAGCCAAAAGUCUUUUACAAGUACUUCACUUAACAAGUUAUCUGAGUUACCUUCAAAAACAGAUCCUCGUCGCUCGAGUGAGCCCUUGAAAGUUAAGCUUCAGGUUCAUAAUGUUUCAAGAGGCUUUCAGAGCUUUGACGAUUCUUUAAAUAAAGAAGAAUCGAAAACUUGCGCAGAAAAAAUUGCUGAAAAUAACUUGAAAGAAUUUCAAGAAAAAUUAAGACAAAAGUACUAUUUAUCAAAGAAAAAAAGUGUAUUUAAAAAUUUACGACAACAAGAGUUUGAUUUGGAGAGAGGACCAGAACCACCUGAUUUAGAUCGAAAUACAAAACCAUGUGUAAUUUUUUCUAGUACAAAAGAUAAUGAAAGUUUAACAAAGCUAACUUCUAUUGACAAUAUAUCUCCUCCUGUACCAGAAAGAAUUUCUUGCCCAACUCCAAUUAAUGAACAAUUUUGUAAAGGAAUUAAUAGUUCAAAAACUAAUUCUGAAGGUGUUAACAAGCCCCUUAAUGCAAAUAAAGUAGAUUUUUCACCUCUGCUUUCUCCUAAAAAUUUCUUAUAUAAUGUAAUGGAUGAUGGGAGUAUACAAGUUGUUCGUCAAUCAAUUCAAAUAAACAAUGAGAUUCAAUCCAUAAAAGAAAUAUUACCAGACAGAGUUGAUGUUUUAUUAAAUAAAGUAGAUGUUUUAUCUGGUACUGUAGAAGGAAUAAUUGAGAAUAAGAGCUUUAAUCAAGUAACAAAUUUGCAGCCAGCUGUUUGUAGGAAUCAACCAAUAAAUCUCAAAUCAAAUGAUUGCAUGGCUCAUCAAAAAAAUAUGCAAUCAGGAUUUUUGAAUCAACAAAUAAAUUUGCAACCAACUGAUUGCAUAUAUCAGCAUGUCAGUUUACAAUUAACUGCUUCCGUUGACCAGCAUGUCAAUUUACAAUCAACAAAUUGCGCAGAUCAGCAUAUAGAUUUACAACCAACUGCUUAUACGGAUCAGCAAAUAUCUUUUCAACCAAAUAAAAUUUGUUUAUCACAAUCAACAAAUCUAACUGUUAACAACAAAUCGUUAGAAAGUGUAGAUGCUUCUGUUUGUAAUGUCAACAUCUCAAUGCAGAUAAAUAAUGAGAGAAAUUUUUCUGGAAGCACUGUCAAUAAAAUGACUCCAUUUAAAUGUUUACAAACAGAUAUUUUUUCAAAUAAGUCUUCUAAAAUCAUAAGUUCUUUACCAAAAACAUUUGUUGGACCAACUCAAAGUCAAUUUCCUCAAUCUAAAAAAAGUUUAUUUAAAUUUAUUAAUGUGAACUAAAAAAAAGUUUAAAUUUUUCAAUUUUUAAUGAAUUUUUUUUUUUUGUAAAUAAUAAAGAUAUUUUAAAUUAUUUAUACAUAUGUAUAUAUAGUAUGCAGUAGAAAAUUUAUAUGUUUUUUAAGUA